UGGAUUUUCCUUGAUUCUUCCAUUUCGGUUUGGACAUGGUUACCAACCUCUUUCCAGAUACAGUAUCCAGAAUGCGCUCGGUAACGUAAACAAUAACCCGCGAAGAAAAACUACCUACCAAAAUCUAGGGGUUCUCAUUUCAGAAACCUAGACCUAAAAUCUCCUCCCCGAGGUUUUUAGAAUCCUCGCUUCAGUUCUGAUCUCCGUCACCGCCAUCAACAACUCCAGGCUUAGCUCAUCAUCUCAGGUCCCUCUCUCUCCUAUCUCGCAUUUUCUCGAUCUUCAGUAAGGGUUUAUAGGAUCAUGGAAGAGCCUAGAAAUUCACCAGCUGAAGAUAGAAUCAGCAUUUUGCCCCAAAAACUAAUUCACCGUAUCUUGUCUUUCCUUGAUAUGACGUGUAGUUAGAACUUGCGUUUUAGCUAAAGUAUGGAGGUAUAUCUGGGCAUCUGUUCCAGUUUUGAACUUCGAUUCUAGUUUGCAUACUAUGGAACAUUCUGGGUUCUUGGAUUUUGUCGAUAGGGUAUUUGUCCUUCGUGAUAGUUGUGAAGUACAGAGGUUGAAUCUUGUUUUCAGUGAUAUUGGUUGCGAUAAAGCAACCGCUCGCAGUGUUAAUUCAUGGAUUUUUGCUUCCCUAACAAGAGGUGUCGAAGAAGUAUCUAUGGAUAUUAGUGCUGAGAAGGAUCUUGCAGUUAAGUUACCUUUGUCUCUAUUCAAUUGUAAAUCACUGUCGAAGUUAGAGUUGAAAAUUGGUCGCUAUGAGUGCUCGAGUUUAGUUCUUCCUAGUUCGAUUAGUUUACCUUGUCUUAAAUUCUUAAAGCUUGAAUCAGUUUCUAUUGAUGAUGAAAAUCCUGCUGAUAAGCUCUUUUCAAGCUGCCCAGCUUUAGAGUCGUUGGUUAUUAAAGACAGUCGUUUGAAUAUCAGUAUUUCAUCUGUCACACUUAAGCAUUUUGAAUUAGACAAUAAUCCCUCUCUACCAUUAGGUAAUGAGGUUAAGAUUGUAAAAUUAGAUGCUCCAAAUCUAAAAUCGUUAAGCUGCAAAUCUUGUUUGUCAUAUGACUAUUGUUUAGAAAAUCUUACUUCUCUAGUCAUUGCGGAUAUUAACAUGGUAGUGAAAGAAGACGCUGAAGAACUUCCGCCUGCAGAUAUUAACAUGGUAGUAAAUGAAGAUGGUGAACUGCCACCUGAGGAUGUUAACAUGGUAGUAAACGGAGAUGGUGAGGAACUGCCACUUGAGGAUGUUAACAUAGUUGUAAAUGAAGAUGGUGAUGAACUGCCACCUGUGGAAGUUAACAUAGUUGUAAAUGAAGAUGGCGAGGAACUGCCACCUGCGGAUGUUAACAUCGUAGACUUAGUAGUAAAUGAAGAUGGCGGGGAACUGCCACCUGCGCAUGUUGACAUUGUAGUAAAUGAAGAUGGUGAGGAACUACCACCUGUGGAUACUAACAUGGAAGUAAAAGAAGAUACUGAGGAUCUGCUUAAAACGUUUUUGGAGUUUUCUGAAGUGUUGAAAAAAUCGUUUGCUCAGAAUACAACAAAGCUGCUUAGAGCUCUUCACAGUGCGAAGAACUUAGCAUUGUCUCCUUGGUUCCUUGAGGUACUCUCAGGAGUUCCUGACUUAUCAGACAUUCAGCUUCCUGUAUUCAUAAAUCCACGAAGUUUGAAGUUGCAGACAUGGCUUUCAAAGGACUGCUUUGCUGUAGUAAUAUCCUUGCUCAAGAAAUCUCCUAAUGCUGAAUCCCUUUCCGUUGAAAUAACCAAGAAAUGCUUCGUCGAGCCCCCAUCUUUUCCACUUUGUGACGAGGUUAUGUCUGACUCCGCAAGUGUGCUAGACUGUCCGGAAGAAGAGUUUUUUACGCCAGGCAUGCUGAGUCACCUCCGAUUUCUUGAACUUCAGGGCGUAAUUGGUAGCAUCAAUGAACUAAAGUUUGUAGAGAUAUUGCUGAAGAAUACAGUGGUCUUGGAAGUAGUAUCCCUUCACAGUUCUUCAGAAGUCUUGGGUGAUGAUCUGAGCCGGUUUAAUAUGUUCUGUGAGAAGGUGACUACUUUUCCAUCAGCUUCAUCGUCGGUAUACAUUAAGAUGGAAUAGAUCCUUAUUUUCUACACUCAGCUCUGAAUUUAUAUUCUGCUGAGCUAUUUUGAGUUUUGAUAGAUUUUUUUUUUAUUGUUUAUAGAGAUGAUUCAGGCUAGUUCGUAGAUUUAUUUGUUUAGAUGAUGCAUAUAGUUGAAGUUUUUGCACGUUUUUUUUCUUCUACAUUAUUUGGUUACAUUUCUAUUUCAUUUUAAAGACUACGUAGGAAAGAAAUGAUGCAAAAUAGUCUGCCUUAAA
Molecule: messenger RNA, 2326 nt
Organism: Papaver somniferum (opium poppy)
Lineage: Eukaryota; Viridiplantae; Streptophyta; Magnoliopsida; Ranunculales; Papaveraceae
Exons: 5
Coding region: 485-2086 (533 amino acids)
Source: RefSeq, a predicted model, not a curated record